Messenger RNA from Durio zibethinus, 1298 nucleotides. Its product is annotated as protein YIP4b-like. NCBI's taxonomy places the organism in Eukaryota, Viridiplantae, Streptophyta, Magnoliopsida, Malvales, Malvaceae. The record is from RefSeq and is a predicted model, not a curated record. Gene Ontology annotation, biological process: endoplasmic reticulum to Golgi vesicle-mediated transport. Gene Ontology annotation, cellular component: trans-Golgi network; membrane.
AUAAACUGAACCAAUAUCACCCCGGCACACUGUCUUCGUCGCUACUCAAUUCCUCGUUCAUUCCUCCUUCUCACGGAGUCGGAACCCAUUUUUCCAAACAAAGAAACAAAUAUUUAUUUCAAGAAAAGAAAAAGAAGACAAAAAUGUCAAAUUCUUACAGCGAUUCGAUACCUCUUAACGCGUCGUCCCAAUCGGACAUUGACGAGAUCGAGAAUCUAAUCAACGCCAGCGUCCAAUCCGGCCCAGCCACAGUCCUCCCGGCACGCCCUCUAAGCCCGCCUCGGGCCUCCAUUCCCGUCUCCACUUCCCCCUUCAUCCAAUCCAAUAUCCCUCCUCCGCCUCCGCUCUCCUCAUCAUCGUCCAAUCAGAAGGUGCCGUAUGUCCCUGACGCUCCUACUCCUCCUCCACCCGUUGGUAACUCUAGCAGCAUCUUGGCGACCGGAUUCGGUCCCACGCCCAACACCCUAACGGAGCCUGUUUGGGAUACCGUUAAAAGAGAUCUGUCGAGGAUCGUAAGUAACUUGAAGCUGGUGGUGUUUCCGAAUCCCUUCAGAGAAGAUCCAGGGAAGGCGCUGAGAGAUUGGGAUCUGUGGGGUCCUUUCUUCUUCGUUGUCUUCUUGGGACUCAUGCUUUCUUGGUCCGCCUCCGUUAAGAAGUCUGAGGUAUUUGCUGUUGCAUUUGCACUGCUUGCAGCUGGUGCUGUAAUUUUGACGUUGAAUGUACUACUACUGGGUGGGCACAUAAUUUUUUUCCAGAGUCUGAGUCUUCUAGGUUAUUGUUUAUUUCCUUUGGAUAUCGGAGCCCUAAUCUGUAUGUUGAAGGACAACGUCUUAGUCAAAUUGAUUGUGGUCUGUGUAACAUUGGCGUGGAGUUUAUGGGCUGCCUAUCCUUUCAUUAGUUCAGCUGUCAAUCUGAGGAGAAAAGCGCUUGCGCUCUACCCUGUUUUUCUUAUGUACGUAUCCGUUGGUUUUCUCAUCAUUGCUAUUGAUUGAAUUUCCUUCCCUUUAGGGGUUCCAAAAGAGUUAUCCAAACUUAUAUAGAGUUACAUGUAUAGGAAUGUCAUGUGGUUACUGUAUUUUUUGACCGGACAAUAUCUUUCAAGGCUCAUUAGGCAAAUAUGAUAUACUAACUUCAUCAGAUCCUUUUGUGUUCUACUUCUUACUUUCUCCAUGACUUUUGGUAGCAAUGAUUUAAGCGCUCAGGCUGCAAAAAGGCUUAUUAGGUAUUGAGCUUUCUUUUCUUCUCUCUUUUUAUUUGGGGAAGGAAAUUUGAGCUAGAUUUGAUAAUUAAUGUAUUCG